CAGGACGCAACAUAUUCACAACACGCAAGGUCUAAUCCGAAAAAAGGGAAAAAAAAUACCCUCCUCGCACGAAACGAAGCCAACCCCCAAACUCCGCCGUCACCGGCGACCCCCUCCCCUCCUCCUUCCGCCGCCGCCGCCGGCGAGGCGUAUCCCGCCGGUACAUCUAGAGAAGAGGUGGUGGGAAGGGUGGGGGUUGGGGUGGGAGCAAACGAGGCGGCGAGACAUGAAUUUCUUCUCGGGGGUAUGGGUGAGGACGAUGAUGAAGCGGCUGUGCAAGUCGCUGCUGAAGAAGCGGCUCGGGGAUCUGAUCCUGGGGGACCUCGACCUCGACCAGUUCGACCUGCAGCUCACCCGCGGCACGCUCCACCUCUCCGACAUCGCCCUCAACGCCGACUUCGUCAACCGCAAGUUGUCAGGAUCUGCUAUCAUGAUGAAGGAAGGAUCGAUAAAAUCCCUGCUAGUUAGAAUUCCUCUACUAUUAAACAUGCGCGACUGUUGCGAGAUUGUCGUGGAGGAUUUGGAACUUGUGCUUGCUGCAUCUGUUUCUAGCGAAGAUCCUUCUGGUGAUACUGAAUGCUCUGUUUCUGGUAGUAAUACUGACGACACACAGAAAUCAGUCCAGGCCAAAAGAAAUGAAUCUGAUGGCAAUCAGUGUUCUACCUCUGCAUCUCGAGAUGUCGACAAAGGUGUCCAGAGGAUAGCUAAUGCUGUCACAUGUUUUCUUACCAACUUUAACAUCAAGUUAAAAAACUCUUAUGUUGUAUUUGAUCCUCAAAACAUUUUGGAUAACAAGGUCCCAGAAUUUAAUCGAUCACUGGUUUUCCGAAUCAAAGAGACCGAAUUUGGAACCAAUCUUUCAACAGAUGGUAUAAUCAAACUUCACAAUUUUGUGACAUUCCAUGAGGCGGUCAUUGAGUUUUUGAAGAUGGAUGAUGUUGAUGCGCAUGCACUUCUUCAGGAUGAUUUGGAUAGAGGACCAGCAGACAUUUCAUCAGGUCAUAGCACUACCGCGGUCUUGACAGGUCCUAUCGGUGGAUUCUCAGGGAAAUUGAACUUAAGCAUCCCAUGGAAUGGCUUGAACUUUAAGAAACUUGAUGCAGAUAUAUCUCUUAAUUCAUUAGAAUUGCGGUUACAACUGAGCAGUAUCCAAUGGCUCAUGGAUGUGUGGGAUUCUCUCCAAAGAAGAAAUCUAGUACAUGAACAGAGUUAUGCCCAUAAUACCGCAGACAUAUCUAGAUCUGCCAGUUCAUAUGUAUCAAGCUCUUCAAAAUCAGGUUCAGGUUCUGUGAUAGCUAGCAGGGAACAUUUGACAGAGGACACAUUUUCUCAACUCAGGCAAGAAAAAACACAAGAGCCUUCCCUGACUAUGCCAUACUUGAUUCCGGACUGGAUUCCAGUGCUUAUCCAUGAGGAUCACGGUGACCCUGAUUCAGUUUGUGAUGAAAGCAUCGACCAGUUCUUUGAAUGUUUUGAGGAACUGAUGAACUCCCAGACUAAUCUGGGAAACAGUGGCAUAUGGGAUUGGACAUGUUCAGUGUUCAAUGCAAUUACCUUUGUAUCCACUUUAGCUUCUGGAUCAGAUCAAAUUCCUAAAGAACCGCCGAUAGAGAAAACCUUGCGGGCUUCCAUUGCUGAGAUAUCUGUUGUUCUUUUGUUCAGUGAUGAAAUGGAUGCUGGCAAUUCCAGUGUUCCUAUCAGUCAAUUCAAUGACAUGAGAAAUUCUGAAAUGUUUUCAAGCUGCCUUUCCUUUGCACAUUUUGAGCAAUCAAUGAUAUCUCCUGCUCCUGCUGCCAGCUUGAAUAUGCAUCACGUUGAAGCCAAGUGUCAGAACAUUCAUCUUUCCCUGGAGACAUAUCCUGAAAACCUAAGUCUCAAGGGAUCAAUUGCUGCUAUAAAGCUUGAUGAAUACUAUGGCAGUAAGAACAAUGAUUCAGAUCAUCCAAAUCUUGGUGCUGCUUUCUUGAACAAUAAUUUUUGCAGAGAAGUUCAAGCUUCUCUCCCUCAAUCUGUAUUUGCUUAUCAAGAUUACCAUGAGGAAACAUCACGCCGUCAUACCAACAAUUCAAAUGACCUCACUAAGGUCGAAUUGCUAAACACGUUUGGUGAGUGCGUAUUCCACUAUGAUGUCAGUUCCUCAGGUCAAGAUGGCAACCCAGUAAGCUCAACUUCACUAUCAGUCUGUUUGGCUCCUUUGGUUUGCUGGGUGCACUUUCACACAAUAUAUAUGCUACUGAAUUUUAUCAGUAAAAUCGAGUCUGAUGUUUUGCAUGGGGAGGAUAAAAUUCAUAGGAAGAAUGACGAAAAAAAUGUCAAUUUGUCUAUGAAGUCAAAUGUUUCUUUGGGAGGAAGCCAAAAGGUUCAGAUAGCCCUGUCGCCUGCAAGAGUCAUCUUUUGCUUUCCUUCUGAAUCAUGGGAUUUGAGCUGCCCAUCCAUGCUGGAUAAGUUCCUUGUCAUUGACCACACACCAUCUCUGAAAUCAGGAGCAGAUUCAUCUCCACAUCAAAAUGAAAUGCCUAAUGAUGUCAAUGCAAUCACACCAUCUACUUUGGUCCAUUUGGCUACAGGGAACUUUGACAUCUAUUUGGUUAGACCAGUUAAUGAUGAACUGAAUGCUAGAACCUGUUCUCUGAGUAGGCAAACUUUCUCUUCUCUGAAGAUUUUCUCUGUUACCGGAUCCAAUUGUCAUGAAACUGGCAUUACGAUGCUCUGGAAGAAGUAUCCUUUAAAAGACCCUGAGAUGGUGAGCAAAACUUGGAGUUUGCCAAACCUGCAUGAGCAAAAGAUUGCUCAGAACAAAAAUGGUAAAUGGGUUGGUGUUUCCUCUUCUACAACCUCAGAAGAUCUUGAGGAAUCAAGUUCCAGUAUACGCAGGGAGCUCCUCCGGAGCACAGAGUUUUUGUUGCACAUUAAACUUUCUUGUGUCUCAGUUCAUCUCAGUAAGAAGGACUGUGGGAUACUAAACCAUUUGCUAAAAAACAUCCUUGAUGGUCUUUCAGAUGGAGCAACUGGAAAUUUUGAAAAUGACAGUGACAAUUGUAUGCCAAUCCAUGAUACUGCUAGCCAAACAUCUGUCAUUUUUGAAUGCAGCAUCUUGGAUAUCUGCACUGAAUUGGAUGAAACUGUUGAAGUUGGUCCUUUAUUGCAGACUGAACUAGAAGGUUCCUGGAACUGUCUCAAAUUGUCAAUUUCAAAAUUUUCUCUGCUAUCCUCUUCUAAUGUUGGCGGGGUUAACAAUGCCAAUUUUCUUUGGGUCAAUCAUGGUGAAGGUGAGCUCUGGGGCUCUAUUACUGGUACGGAUGACUAUGAAGAAAGCAAAGAUGUUCUUCUAGUUGUUUGCAAGGAUUCGGCAAGUAGACGAGGUGAUGGUGAAGGUAGCAAUAUCUUGUCUUUUGGAACUGCGGGCUGUUCUGUGACUCAUAUCAUGAACCCAAAGUUUCAGAAGAAUUAUACUUCUAUCAAUGUUCGUUCUGCAACAGCCGUUGCACCUGGUGGCCGCAUGGAUUGGAUAAGCGCGAUUUGCCUAUUGUUUAGUUCAGCUUCAGAUGGAACUGAACAACCAGCUAAUAGUAGCACAAUGAACGAUUCCCAGGGUGGUGAACCUUUUUCAUCACUGUUCUUUCUUGAGCUGGUUGAUGUUGCUGUGAGCUAUGAACCUCAUUUCAGAAGUUCUGCACUCAGCGCUGAAACUCCAGACUGCAAAUACUUUUCAUGCCUUUUAGCUGCAUCAUUGUUUAAACUUCACAGCAAAUCUGCAUCAAACUCUACAGCUACUGAUUUUGAUAUCGAGCUGCGAGAUCUCGGGGUUCUCAUUUGUGGAUCCUCUAGUUUUAAAAAUGUCAGUUGUGGCUAUGGUGCAGAUUACCUCCGUCGGAUGGGCUAUGCUAAGAUUGUGCAGAAUACAUUCAUUGAAGCUGUUCUAAGAAUUGAUACUUCCUUUUGGAAACUCGAAUUAUCAGACUCGCAAUUCGAUAUUGGUACUUGUCACGAUACGACACAUGGUGUUAUUCAAUUGUGCUCCCAGCUUCAGCAGCUAUAUGCUCCAGAUAUGCGGGAUGCUUUAGAUCAUCUACAAUCCAGAUGGAAUAGUGUCCAACAGGCAAACAAGCAAAAUAUGGGCACUGAUGUGUCAGAAAAGUCAGAGAGUAGCAUUGAUAAUCUGACAGAUUCAGAGGAGUGCAAGUCAGAUGGUUUGCUUGAUGAUAUAAUUGAGAAUGCCUUUUGCACUGACCAGGACUUCGCAAGCUACUCAUUGAGUGGUAGCGAAAUGGAUGAAGAGUUUGGCCUGAGUAAGGCCAUCCCAGAGGCAAAUGAUGCCUGUAUUUCACUUGAAUCAUUACUAGUUACCCCUGAAGCCAGUACUAGUGAUGAUCUAAUAAUUGAAUCUUAUUAUAUGCCACCUUCGUCAUCAUCAACUCUAUACAAUGAAGACCAGGGCAAUUGUGCUCCUAGAACCGUAGAGUGUGACGAAGGUGAAUGGUAUAAUAAUUUUCCCACAAUAGAUGAAAACCAUGUUCAAAGGAACAAACCACGAGAAGAGCAAAUAUUUCAACAAAAACUGAAGCCUGCUAUUUUCAUCUUGAAUUCUGAUGAAUCGUGCAGUCUGAAAGGAAAGGUUCUUAUUCAUGAUAUAGAUGUCAAGUGGCGGAUGUACGAGGGAAAUGACUGGAAAUUAGCUCAGAAAGAUACGAUUAGCCGGCCGUGCUCAAAUGGCAGAGACAAGAGGUCUUAUUUAGAGUUUAUUAUGUCUGCGCUCAAUAUCCAGUUCAAUAUGUAUCCAGAUGGGGAUAUUUUUGUUUCUAAGCUAUCCAUCUCUGCCAAAGACAUCAAUAUUUGCGACCAAAGUACACAUGCUCCAUGGAAAAUGGUUCUUGGUUGCUACAACUCAAAGGAUUACCCGAGAGAAUCUUGUUCUAGUGCAUUCAUGUUAGAACUGGAGUCUGUAAGACCUGAACCACAGGCUCCUUUGGAAGAUUACAGGUUACAUCUUGAGAUUUUGCCUCUACAGUUGCAUCUUGAUCAAGGGCAACUUAACUUCCUUAUCAGUUUCUUCCAGAAUGACUUGUGCAACAACCCUAAUUUGGCUUGCGAAAAUGAGAAUAUUGACGCGCAGAGUACAAUGUAUCGAAGCGAUACAAUUGCUGAUGAGGCAUUACUUCCUUUCUUUCAGAAAUUUGAUGUGAAGCCUCUUGUUCUGCACAUUAAUUAUAUUCCUCGGCAUUUUGAUCCUGUUGCACUUAGCAAAGGAAAUUAUGCAGAACUUCUCAACAUUUUUCCAUGGAAGGGAAUUGAUUUAAAGCUGAAGCAGGUUUCUGCCAUGGGUGUUUAUGGUUUCAAUAAUAUAUGUGAAAUAGUAGCUGCAGAAUGGUUAGAGGACAUCUCAAAAAAUCAGGUCCAUAAAUUGUUAAAAGGGCUUCCACCUAUAAAAUCAUUAGUUGCUGUGAGUUCAGGCACUAAGAAAUUGGUCUCUUUACCCAUAAAGAGCUAUAAGAAGGAUCGGAAGUUGCUCAAGGGAAUGCAAAGAGGUGCGGUUGCUUUCAUUAGAAGUGUUUCCAUUGAAGCUGUGGGGCUUGGUGUACAUUUGGCGGCAGGAGCUCAUGAUAUGCUUCUAAAGACAGAAAGUGCCCUUACAGCAAUUCCACCACCUUUAGCCUCACGUGAAGCAAAAAGAACCAAAGACAAUGUAAGAGCUAACCAGCCUGAAAGUGCGCAAGAAGGGCUGAAGAAGGCAUAUGAAAGCUUGACCGAUGGGUUUGGAAGGACUGCCUCUGCUUUGAUUGGAAAUCCUAUUAAAGUUUAUAAUCGUGGGGCUGGUGCCGGAUCAGCUUUGGCUACUGCAAUCUGUGGAGCUCCAGGUGCUGCAGUGGCUCCAUUAUCAGCGUCUUUUCGUGCUGCACAUUAUACACUUCUUGGUAUAAGGAAUAGCCUUGAUCCUGAACGCAAGAAAGAAUCUAUGUACAAAUACCACGGGCCUCCUCAAUUGUAGACUUCCAUUGAGAAGAGGUGGUCUGUUCAUUCUUUUGCGAGAUCUCGUAUUUACCUGGAAGAACUGGUUCAAGAGCACAUGUGUGCAAUCUCAUCAAAGGGUGGUGGGCAAACUUGUACAGGAUAAGUCAGAUUUCCACACUAGCAAUCCAACCAUUUGUGAAUCAGUGCCAUCUCCGAUGUUCUUGUUGGAGUUCAUAAUCCAUCUCCUCUGCAGGUGUACAGUUUCAGAUGCCACGUCGAAAACCUUCAUACUGUAAAUUACUAGCACACGAUCACGGUUGUAAUCACAAACGUGGCCACCCGGAGCGGGUGGAAGUUUUGUUGACUCCUUGCUUAGGAUUUGGCUAGAGAGAGAGGGUCACAGGGAGCUUGGCUCGGUGGCUCUUGUACAUAAAUUUGGUGGUGAUUACUGAGUAGUGCAAAUGUAAAUAUCUCUCUUGUUUCUCGGUUUUCCAUUUACGUUUUUGUUGGUUUGAGAAACUGCUCACUGUAACUCUCACUCUACAAGUGUAAAUAUCAUCAGGUUUUGUGCUGCUGCAAUGAGAUAUAAGCGCUUGUUUCG
This is a messenger RNA of Oryza sativa Japonica Group (Japanese rice), 6550 nucleotides long. Its product is annotated as autophagy-related protein 2. Gene Ontology annotation, cellular component: phagophore assembly site. Gene Ontology annotation, biological process: reticulophagy; autophagy of mitochondrion; piecemeal microautophagy of the nucleus. The record is from RefSeq and is a predicted model, not a curated record. Gene Ontology annotation, molecular function: phosphatidylinositol-3-phosphate binding. NCBI's taxonomy places the organism in Eukaryota, Viridiplantae, Streptophyta, Magnoliopsida, Poales, Poaceae.